CAUUCAUCCAUUUCUCAAGGCAUUUCCAAAUCCCAUAAUGGCUUCCUUCUCAUGCAUCCUGAGUAUCAGUUUGAUGCUCCUGUCGGUUGUGGGCGGAGAAGGACGUGAUCCAUUCGCGUGUGACCCAAAAGUCGCAAACACGAGUGCGCUGCCAUUUUGCCGGACAUCGCUGUCGACGGUGGAGAGAGUGAAGGACCUGAUCGGAAGGUUGACUCUGCAAGAGAAAGUAAGGCUGCUGGUGAACAAUGCGGCGGGCGUUCCCUGGCUUGGGAUUAAAGGAUACGAAUGGUGGUCCGAAGCACUUCAUGGCGUUUCCAAUGUGGGUCCCGGUACCAAGUUUGCCUGGCCAUUCCCUGCGGCCACCAGCUUCCCUCAAGUCAUCACCGCCGCCGCUUCUUUCAACGCGUCCUUGUGGGAGGCGAUCGGGCAGGUAGUGUCGGACGAAGCGAGAGCAAUGUAUAACGGGGGAACGGCAGGGCUGACGUACUGGAGCCCAAACGUGAACAUAUUCAGGGAUCCCAGAUGGGGACGGGGACAGGAAACUCCCGGUGAAGAUCCCAUCGUAGCCGGUAGAUAUGCGGCCCAUUACGUGAGGGGGUUACAGGGAACGGAUGUCAACCGCUUGAAGGUUGCCGCCUGUUGCAAGCACUUUACGGCCUACGACCUUGACAAUUGGAAAGGCAUGGAUCGCUUCCACUUCAAUGCUCAGGUUAGCAAGCAGGACAUAGAGGACACGUUCGACGUGCCAUUCAGGAUGUGUGUGAAGGAAGGGAAUGUGGCGAGUGUGAUGUGUUCGUAUAAUCAGGUGAAUGGUAAGCCCACGUGCGCCGAUCCUAACCUGCUGAAGCGAACAGUUCGUGGUCAGUGGCAUCUGAAUGGCUACAUCGUCUCCGACUGUGACUCCGUCGGCGUCUUCUUCUCCAACCAACAUUAUACUUCGACCCCCGAGGAGGCCGCCGCGGAAGCCAUCAAAGCAGGUUUGGAUCUGGACUGUGGCCCUUUCCUUGCACAGCACACUCAGGACGCCGUCAACAAGGGCUUGCUCGCCGAGGCCGAUGUCAAUGGUGCCCUCGUUAAUACCCUGACGGUCCAAAUGAGACUAGGCAUGUUCGAUGGAGAACCAUCGGCUCAGCCAUAUGGCCACUUGGGUCCAAAACAUGUGUGCACCCCAGCGCAUCAGAAUCUUGCCCUCCAAGCUGCCACCCAAGGAAUCGUGCUACUGAAGAACGAUGGUCCUACUUUGCCCCUCUCUUCACGUCGUCACCGUACCGUGGCUGUCAUUGGUCCCAAUUCUAACGUCACCGUCACCAUGAUCGGUAACUAUGCAGGCAUUGCUUGUAGAUACACCAGCCCCUUGCAAGGAAUAGGGAAAUAUGCAACGACUAUUCACCAGCUAGGUUGUGCGAAUGUGGCUUGUACCGAUGACAAACAGUUUGGAGGGGCAGUAGAUGCCGCCCGUCGAGCCGACGCAACGGUUCUGGUGAUGGGCCUAGAUCAGUCCAUUGAGGCAGAAACCGUUGACAGGACUGGCUUGCUUCUGCCCGGCCACCAGCAAGACCUCGUAUCAAAGGUGGCUGCAGCCUCUAAGGGCCCAACUAUUUUGGUCUUGAUGUCGGGCGGUCCUGUUGAUGUCACUUUCGCCAAGAACGACCCACGUGUUGCUGCCAUCUUGUGGGCCGGCUAUCCAGGCCAAGCCGGUGGCGCCGCCAUUGCCGAUAUCUUGUUCGGAACUGCAAACCCAGGUGGCAAGCUGCCAAUGACAUGGUAUCCGCAAGAUUACCUCACCAACUUGCCGAUGACAGACAUGGCAAUGAGAGCAAGCCGGUCCAGAGGGUAUCCAGGAAGAACUUACAGAUUUUACAAGGGGCCAGUGGUAUACCCGUUUGGGUACGGAUUAAGCUACACACAAUUUGUUCACUCGUUGGCUAGAGCGCCGAAGGUGGUGUCGGUUCCUGUGGAUGGGCACCGCCGUGGGAAUAACACAAACCUUUCAAACAAGGCCAUUAGAGUGACACAUGCAAGAUGCGGGAAGCUGUCCGUCAGCCUCGACGUGGAUGUUAAGAAUGUUGGGUCCAUGGACGGCACUCACACGUUGUUAGUGUUCUCGGCACCACCUGCGGGCGGACAAUGGGCACCGCACAAGCAACUGGUGUCUUUCGAGAAAGUGCACGUUCCUGCCAGAGCUCAGCAGCGAGUGAGACUUAAUAUUCAUGUGUGCAAAUUGCUCAGUGUUGUGGACAGUUCUGGGAUCCGAAGAAUUCCCUUGGGUGAACAUAGUCUUCACGUUGGCGAUGUCAAACACCCAAUAUCGCUCCGAGCACAGACACUAGGGAUUAUCAAGACCUGAUUUCACGAGGGAAUAAUCUCGUUCUUCUAGCUAAAUUCUGAUGAACAAUAUACAUCUACAGUCUAUAGAUCAAAAUUAUUUGAAGGUUCAACUUUCAUCAACUACAACUCUCCAAGGACUUGGUAGCUAGUGAAUCUUCCAUUAUUCUUCAAUAUCCAAGGUAAACAAAAUUACAUAGGAUUGAUGUAAUUUUAGGCGAGAGCUAUUGAUUGUAAUAAUACUCGUGUCCUGUGUUUGUAUUAUUGAUUCGGCCGUCAGAUUUUUUCCAAUGACUUAAUAUGAUUGGAAUCCAGCCGUCUUUUUCUUAAGAUUGAUGAUAUGAAUAGGGUUUUUACUCCA
Prosopis cineraria is the source of this 2686-nucleotide messenger RNA. Its product is annotated as probable beta-D-xylosidase 2. NCBI's taxonomy places the organism in Eukaryota, Viridiplantae, Streptophyta, Magnoliopsida, Fabales, Fabaceae. The record is from RefSeq and is a predicted model, not a curated record. Gene Ontology annotation, biological process: xylan catabolic process; arabinan catabolic process. Gene Ontology annotation, cellular component: plant-type cell wall. The transcript has 5 exons. Gene Ontology annotation, molecular function: alpha-L-arabinofuranosidase activity; xylan 1,4-beta-xylosidase activity. The coding region runs from base 38 to 2347 and encodes 769 amino acids.